AUGGAGGAGCACUGCACCCGCACCUCCACAGCCUCCUUAACACUGGUGUCCCCUACAGUUACCUGGCCAACAACAUACAGUCCUCUCCUCCUGUCCCCUGUGACAGCAGCCAGCCCAGCACAGAGCCACACACACCCUGAGAAGGGCCAGCAGAGCCUGCUGGCUCCAGUCCUAGUGUCCCUCUCAGUAGCUCUAACCCCUGCUCCGAUGGGUGCUCACGAAGGCCUCAACGAUAUCCAUCGAGGCGGUAUCUGGGGAAAUGGGGGGUCUGUUUGGGUCCCUGUGAGGGGGCGUGGUCCCGGUCACCUGCAGAGCAUCCAGCCAAUCCACUGUCAGCGUGUCAAGGGGCAGACUGACCCAUCCACUCUCCAAUCCCAGACGAGAUGCCAGCUCCCCAUUGGCCAGGAGGCGGGACAGCUCCUCAGACCCCAGCAGGCUUUGCAGGGAAGAGUAAACCACCAGGCUGCGUCUCUCAGGGAGACGGUCACCAAGGUCCCACCGGACCCUCCCACCUCAAUCAGAGAACACACCCCCUCGUCUCUGGCUGCCAGCGAAUUAGACGACACCUUGAUCAGAGCAGGGCCAGGGGAUUGCGGGCGAAGUGUAUGGUUUGAGAUUCAGCCUUACCGUCAGUUUCAGUUCUUGUGUGUUGAAGACCGACACCUCGUCGCCCCCAGUGCAAAUCAACACAUCUUCCCCAGACCAGAUCACUUUAGCAGCUGUACCCGGCGAAGGACAUCCGAACUCAGCCCAAGUCUCAACAACAGCACAUCUCGCCUCCAUAGCCGAGAGAACUGGAAAAAUAACAGUUUCGCGUUCCUGGCUACGGCGAUCGGGAGCGACUACUGGUACAUUAUUGAGGUGAACAGAACCAACCGGACCGAUACAGACGUUUCGGAUUCCCAUUCCGGAUUGUGGAUAACUUAUGAAGGUCAGAAGGUGUAUUCUUACACAUUUAACUCCCCCAACUACUCUGAACCUGAGAUGCACAUGUUGAACAUGCACAGUGCGAUUGUGGUCCUAUUGCCUCUAAGCCUGGUCCUGCUGGUGUUCGGAGGCAUCUGUGGAUUGAUCAGUUCCCUGGCCCGGAGCCCCACCCUCCUCACUGGCACCGCCUCCUAUCUCAUCCUCUGCAGUGUUCUGACCCUCUCUGGUGUCAGCCUGUACAUCAGUUACUCCCAACAGGCGAUGGCUGAGACUGAGAGGCUGGUGGGGGCUGAGCGUUUGGCCCAGGUGGUCAGCACCUCUUUCGGCUGGUCCCUCGGCCUGGCCUGGCUCUCCUUCUGCCUGGAGGUCCUCGCUGGCCUGCUGCUGCUGCUAGCUGCCCGCCUAGCCACCCUGCAGCACGGACCACAAGGCCACGGCUGGCCUCUCCAUGUUGUAACUUAACCCAAGAGGCAGAUGUCACAAGAACUGGAUAACCAACUGGCCCUGAACUGUACCUUCAAUUUUCUAAUGAUUUGUAUGUGCUUGUAUCUGGCACCACAAAUUAAGUUCUCUCUGGAAAAAUUGUUCUUUAAGUAUUUUUUGUUUCAUCCAAAAUGCCAUGUGGUUUAGUCUAUGGGCAAAACAGUUGAGAUUUAGUGCCAUCUUUUGGUGUGAUAAGUCACUACAUUUCAAUUGACAAAUGCCCCCAAAUACCAAAUUGUAUUAUUGUGGUCCUAUAGGAUGAGAAAUUAAACGUACUAGAACUACAGGCCUCAACCACAAGUCACUCUGAAUGGCUGUUAGCGGUCAAGGGGUUUCAUUUUAGAACUUGGGCAAGUGAAGGGCUAUAGGAAAGAAGUAUGUAUCAUGAGUGGAUGUACUCAAAGCAAAACCCAUAGUAGAAAUGCUCGGAGCAGACUGAGGGUGCAUCUCAAGUGAAUCUUUAGCCAGAUGUAGCAGUGGUAUCAGCGGAGCCUUGUCUGGCAGAAAAACACUUCAUUCAGCCUCAUUUACUGCCUGUUUAAAAAAAAAACAUAUCUGACAUGGCUGACUUGCCUAAACAAAGGUGGUUUCUACUGACAAUUGAGAUGUACAAACUAUGGCAUUAGGGAGUGAUGAGUGGAUAAGAGGCAAUCUGUAAUUCUGAUUAAGAAAUUAGGAGAGUAAAUGACUUGGCGUUACCUUAGAUUGUAAACUGUCAUAGUCAAAACAUAUCGAUUCAAUGGUUGUAAAGAUGGGGAGAGAUCUGGCCGUAAUAAAGAGAUGCUCUGAUUGUUUUGACACCACACUCUAAAAAUCAAGUUCUGCAGGUUCUAGUUUAGUCUCAUCUUGAUUAUUGUGUGGUCCAGUGCUGCAAGGAAAGACCUAGUUAAGCUGCAGCUGGCUCAGAACAGAGCGACACAUAUUGCUCUUCAUUGUAAUCAGAGGCCUGAUAUAAAUACUAUGCAUGCCAGUCUCUCUUAGCUAAGAGUUGAGGAGAGACUGACUGCAUCACUUCUUUUUUAUAAGAAACAUUAACGUGUUAAAUCCCCAAUUGUUUGCAUAGUCAACAUACACAAAGCUCUGACACACACUUACCCCACCAGACAUGCCAUCAGGGGUCUUUUCACAGACCCCAAAUCCAGAACAAAUUCAAGAAAACGUACAGUAUUAUUUAGAGCCAUUAUUGCAUGGAACUUUGUUCCAUCUCGUAUUGCUCAAAUAAACAGAACCUGUUUGUUUUUUUAAAGGAUAAAGCAACACCUCACAACACAACGCCUCUCCCCUGUUUGACCUAGAUAGUUUGUGUGUAUGCAUUGAUAUGUAGGCUACGUGUACCUUUUUAAGAAAUGUAUGUACAGUUGAAGUCGGCAGUUUACAUACACUUAGGUUGGAGUCAUUAAAACUCGUUUUUCAACCACCACAAAUUUCUUGUUAACAAACUAUAGUUUUGGCAAGUCGGUUAGGACAUCUACUUUGUGCAUGACACAAGUCAUUUUUCCAACAAUUGUUUACAGACAGAUUAUUUCACUCAUAAUUCACUGUAUCACAGUUCCAAUGGGUCAGAAGUUAACAUACACUAAGUUGACUGUGCCUUUGAACAGCUUUGAAAAUUCCAGAAAAUUAUGUCAUGGCUUUAGAAGCUUCUGAUUGACUCAAAUUAUGUAAAUUAUCCUGAGUCAAUUGGAGGUGUACCUGUGGAUGUAUUUCAAGACCUACCUUCAAACUCAGUGCCUCUUUGCUUGACAUCAUGGGAAAAUCAAAAGAAAUCAGCCAAUCAGCCAAGAAAAAUUGUAGACCACAAGUCUGGUUCAUCCUUGGGAGCAAUUUCGAAAUGCCUGAAGGUACCAUGUUCAUCUGUACAAAUAAUAGUACGCAAGUAUGAACACCAUGAGACCACGCAGCCGUCAUACCGCUCAGGAAGGAGACGCGUUCUGUCUCCUAGAGAUGAACGUACUUUGGUACGAAAAGUGCAAAUCAAUCCCAGAACAACAGCAAACGACCAUGUGAAGAUGCUGGAGGAAACAGGUACAAAAGUAUCUAUAUCCACUGUAAAACGAGUCCUAUAUCAACACAACCUGAAAGGCCGCUCAGCAAGGAAGAAGCCACUGCUCCAAAACCGCCAAAAAAAAGCCGAAGAACACCAUCCCAACCGUGAAGCACGGGGGUGGCAGCAUCAUGUUGUGGGUGUGCUUUGUUGCAGGAGGGACUGGUGCACUUCACAAAAUAGAUGGCAUCAUUAGGCAGCAGAAUUAUGUGGAUAUAUUGAAGCAACAUCUCCAGACAUCAGUUAAAGUUAAAGCUUGGUCGCAAAUGGGUCUUCCAAAUGGACAAUGACCCGAAGCAUACUUCCAAAGUUGUGGCAAAAUGGCUUAAGAACAACAAAGUCAAGGUAUUGGAGUGACCUCAAUCCUAUAGAAAAUUUGUGAGCAUAACUAAAAAAGCAUGUGCGAGCAAGGAGGCCUACAAACCUGAUUCAGUUAUACCAACUCUGUCAGGAGGAAUGGGCUAAAAUUCACCCAACUUAUUCUGGGAAGCUUGUGGAAGGCUACAUUUGACCCAAGUUAAACAAUUUAAAGGCAAUGCUACCAAAUACUAAUUGAGUGUAUGUAAAACUUCUGACCCACUGGAAAUGUGAUGAAAGAAAUGAAAGCUGAAAUAAAUAAUUUUCUCUACUAUUCUGACAUUUCACAUUCUUAAAAUAAAGUGGUGAUCCUAACUGACCUAAGACAGGGAUUUUUUACUAGGAUUACAUGUCAGUAAUUGUGAAUAACGGAGUUGAAAUGUAUUUGGAUAAGGUGUAUGUAAACUUCAGACUUCAACUGUAAUUCUGUCUUUGAGCUGUUCUUGUCUAUUAAUGUUCUGUAUUAUGUCAUGUUUCAUGUUUUGUGUGGACCCCAGGAAGGGUAGCAGCUGCUUUUGCAACAGCUAAUGGGAUCCUAAUAAAAUACCAAAUGAGCAUGCUAAAACGGACGUAGUCAAUAUAACAAUUUGUUCAGCACUUUUGAAAUGUGCAGCGACAGAAUUCAGAACCCGUUCUUACAGUAUUCUCCCUGUACACCAAGUCAGAACUGUAGGAUAAACAAAGGGAAUAAAGGAGGCAUAUAAGCAGACAAUGAAAACUCUUACAAUAUUCGAUGAUGGAAUUUCUCUAAAACAGGCUAUAGGCUACAUGUGCACCACCAAGUCACAACAGUAGUCUAAGUUAUGAGGGGGAAAGGGACCAAAUUAUUAGGGUGAGGCACAUGGGCUACUAACAGUUUACUACACAACAUACACUUAGUAUUACUUUCUUAGCUACAGUAUACAUAUCUUCCUGGCAUCUUACAUAAUUUAUGCAGCAGCAUACAAGACAUAUUUGGACUCACUUUGUUGUGCUGUGCUUACAUGAACAGGAAGGUGGUGUUGGUGGUCUUUCUUGUGGGCAAAUUUCGUCAUCAAAACCUGUCAUUCUUUGGAUUUAUGGGGUUUUCAAGACAAUUGGGAACUCAGAGGGAAAAAACAAGGUUGAAUCAUGACAUCAGUGAUCUUCAGGUUGGAGCUCUAGAAAGAGGCCUGAGUUCCUGACUUGGAAUUCCCAGUUGGAUGACCGUUCAAAAUGCAUCUUCCCAGUUGUUUUGAUUGUGGCAAAGUCAUGCUGGAUUAACAGCAUGGCCAAUGUAUUCAACCUUUUCUGGCCCAUGGUGUUGAAUGUGAAUGUUUAUCAUUUUAAGCUUGUAAAAGAGACCCUUAAACCCAGACAUGGACCGCACACCCUCUCCACUGAAUAGCAGGCUAGUGAUUGCUUUGAAACACUUGCAGUUAGCCACUGAUUCCUUCCAAACCACUCAAUGUUGAAUUUGCGAUUUCCAACUUGUUGUGUAAUGUUUAUGUCCAAUAUCCGAUGAGCACCGAUACUUUUUAUCUAUCAUUUCUCUUCAUAUGACAAGGAUUGAAAAGGAUUUGCCAGUAGAUGUUCGAUGUGAUUCAUGCUUGUUCGUCGCUUGCUAGCUAAGAUUUUGAAAGUAUGAUGUUGACAUUGUCAGUCCAAUCAAAGCUACGGUAGAUUUAACGUAAUUUUAUCUGUGGCCAAUGACCUUGAGCCUUCUUGGAUGGGCACGUAUAAUGUAACUCAAUGGCAGCACCCAAGGGGCUUAAAUGUUCGAGCUCCCCUAUUCAGAUUUUGCGGCGUAGUGUUCCCAUGAGUGACAGAACACUGAGCCAAUCACGGCGCAACUAGCAAACAUUACAAACCCCUACUCUCUUUAUUUUUCGCUGGCUGCCCCACCACAGAAGGCACUGAGCUAGACUGAAACACCAGCAUUUUGGAGCUGCCUUACUCAAGAAAACAAAAAAGAGACCAUGUUUGUAUGUGGCGUUAUUAACUCAAAUAUUUUUUUUUUACAUUGCAAACUGAUAUGUGACACAUAUUAAUGCCAAAAUAACAUGCAAAACAGGCAACAGCAAAACAUUUUGCUAAACAGGUGGGGCUCAAAUCAGAAGGGGCCCUGCCCUACAUUUCUGAUUGAGCAGACCUAUGCCAUGCUUACUGUGAAUGUGACUCCGUGGACGCCGAAAUAAAUAAGCUUUUAAAAGGUGCAUAGCUGGCAAAACGCAAAUGGAAUUAAUCCCAGCCAAGGACACAGCAGCCUACAUACAGUACACAACAAAAAUAAUAAUCCAAGAUUUAAGUGUUUUCCGCAGGGCUGAUAAUAGCAGUGGUUGUGGUGUGCUGUGCGUGGAGGGAAGGUCAGAGCAGAAAGGCUUUUGAAUGACUGCUGCUUGACCUUUAUCAACAGUGGGCCAGUGGGAGAGAGAGGUAACCUUCUCAGCGGCCCAACCUUGUCCCUGCUUGCCAGUAGCUGGCUCUGAGCUGUGCUUUACUGCUCUAUAACCAACCUGGUCUCAGAGCAUUUUGUAUUAUUCUUUACGUAAAUCCAAGACACUAAUUUUAGUAUGAUGUGUCAAGAACCAAUUUGACUGAGCUUGAAGAAUUUUCAAAAGAAUAAUGGGAAAAAGUUGCAUGAUCCAGGUAUGGCAAGCCCUUAGAGACUUACCCAGAAAAACUCACAGCUGCCAAAGGUGCUUCUAGAAAGUAUUGACUCAGGUGUGUGAAUACUUCUGUAAAAUAUAUAUUUCUGUAUGACAUUUUCUAUGAAUUUGCAAGAAAUUCUAAAAACAUGUUUUCACUUUGUCAUUAUGGGCUAUUGUGUGUAACAACUGUAUGUAACAACAAAAUGUGAAAUAAAUCAAGAUGUAUGAAGGCACUAUAUACAUCUACACUCUAACUAAACAUUUGAAAAAAUAUUUGUAGUGUGUUUUAAAUUAAAAUACAUUGGUUUUCUCAGAAAAUCCCAAUUCUUGUCACCCUGAUCUGUUUCACCUGUCUUGUGCUUGUAUCCAGCCCCUCCAGGUGUUGCCCAUCAUUAUCCCCUGUGCAUUCAUACCUGUGUUUUCUGUUUGUCUGUUGCCAGUUCGUCUUGUCUCGUCAAGCCUACCAGCGUGUUUUCCCCGUACUCCUGUUUCUCUCUCUCUACCCCAUUUUUCUUGUUUUUCCAGUUUUGACCCCUCUGCCUGCCCUGACCCUGAGCCUGCCUGCCGUUCUGUACCUUACUGUCUCUGCCCUGGAUUACCGACCUAUGCUUGCCCUUGACCUGUCGUCUGCCUGCCCCGUUUUGUUAAUACACAUCUGUGAUUCGAACUGUGCAUCUGGGUCUUA
Messenger RNA from Oncorhynchus keta (chum salmon), 7105 nucleotides. RefSeq lists its product as uncharacterized. The transcript has 9 exons. NCBI's taxonomy places the organism in Eukaryota, Metazoa, Chordata, Actinopteri, Salmoniformes, Salmonidae. Gene Ontology annotation, cellular component: apical plasma membrane. The coding region runs from base 1 to 1389 and encodes 462 amino acids. The record is from RefSeq and is a predicted model, not a curated record.